AGCAAUGCUCGAUGGCGAACAAGAUGGCGCAUCUGGCGUAUCCUGCAUGGCGCGAAAGGAAAUACUAGGGAAAGGAAAACACAUUUUUGGCAAGAGAAGAAACAGUUAAAGAAAGAACAUAUGCAGCUGCAUAAUAAUCAUGAAGCGUGUAUGUUCUCCAAACUCGGUAAUGCCGUUGAGGUCUUAUUCCAGUGUAACUUUAGAAUGUUUGGAAAGACCCGAAGUCGCUGACGACACAGAGAGUUAUAUCUCAGGAGGUGUUUUAAGAGGCGGAAAAUUAGCUUGGCUUGCACGUGGAGCCAGCUUGGAAGUCAUAAAUACAACGACGGGCUCGCGUCAAGCUUCUUGGAGGUUUGGUUGCGGCAUACAACAACAGCGUUCUGUGUGUAUUUCGUCCGUGCAGGAACUUUAUAUGGAAGAUGGUCCAAAAUUAUUGGUUGGUCUUAAGGGCUUAUCAAGUGGUAGUGGAGGAGUUGUCUGUAUUUUCGAUCCGUUUGUUUCGCGUGUGAUCAAAGCUAUUGAGAUUCCUUACCCUGUCACUGUAGUGGAAGGGGUGACAGGGUCCGGUGGAGCACAAGCAUCCCCUCAUGUCCUUAGGUUUGUAUAUAGAAUAUGUUUUCUGCAUAAAACUUCUACUGAAGCUGAAUUAUUGAGUACCUGGCCUCUUAUUUUCGUAGGUUUAAUAUAAGGAUAUAAUAUUUGUGAGAUUUCAGUACAAUCCUGUACAGUCAUUGUGCAUGUAGCAAUUGCAUAGUAUUAACAAAUGCAGUCAAAGCUCUCAUAAGCAACCACCUCGGAAAUUUGAAAAAGUGGCCAUAACUAGAGCUGGUUGCUAACGAGAAUGAGCUCUUGUAAGCGAUCACUUAGUAAAACAAUAGACGGUGGUCGCUUACGAGAGCUUCAUGUUGAUGGCAGGCUCUAUGAGUGGUCGUUGUCAUGUGGCUGCUGUAAGUGGAAAUGACCUUCAACUUUUACAAAUACAAUAUUGCACUGUACAAGAUCUUUGUUUACCAACCAUUAUCACAGUGUGCAGUUUCAUUUAAGUGGUUAUUAAUAUGAAUAACACUCUGAGUGGUCCAGUUGGGUAUAAAUCCCAAAAGUGGUCGUUGUCACUUACGAGAGUGGUCACUUAUGAGAGCUUUUCAUUACAAAAUUUAAGUGACAGUUUAAAGUGGGGUUUAACAAAGGCGGUCAUAACCAGAGCAGGUUGCUUACCAGAGUGGUCAGGAGGAGAGCUUUAACUGUAGUUUACACAGUAUUUCCAGUAAUAACCAAAGGUUAUGGAAUGUGUUCAAAAUCGAUCGAAGGUCAGGGUUCAAAGAAAAUCAUUUUUACAGCUUGCCAUUCGGGCAAGCUGAAGCAAGCAUUUACUAGCCCAGACGUCAUUUCAACUAGCCCCAAAAGCUUUUCGUCGAGCAGAAUUGAUUUCACACUUCUUCUGUUAUUCAAAUUCCUCAAAGAACAUCACUUGCCCGUCGGACAAGUUAAAAACAGAUUUCACUAGCCGAUAGCAAAAUCUACUAGCCCCGGGCUAUCGGACACUACUUUCUUUGCACGCUGAAGGUUAAAAUGCUCUUGCUGUAAUGCUGUACUUUUCCUUAGUUUCAUAUGAUAGAGGGUCAAAGUACACUUGAUCAGAUUACCAGUGAUGAAGGGUUCAAACUUGCGUCACGAGAUUGCAUUCUGUGUAUUCCAUUCAUUGUUAGUGGAAGUCCAAGUGAAAGCUAGGUAGAUAUGUGCCACACAUGUGAAAUGACAACCUAGAGAUUAAGGUUGCAGGUUCCUCUAGUCACCCGCAAUUAGUAGAGUCAAAAUAUGUUAAUGUAUGGGGCUGUCAUUAAAGGUAUUGUUCAUCUAGCUAAACGAUAUGGAGCUGUAUAGAAAUCUUUCCAACAAGUUAGAAGCUAAGACUUACACAAUACUUAUAUUGUACAGUAUCUAAGUUAGAUUGAUGAUGUACAAUUACGUAUAAAGAUAAGUAAUAAAGUAAUCUCAAAGUGCUUUAUUCUUGCAGUCAGCAGCUGAAGCUGUUUUUUGGAAUAGCAGCAGUUGGUACAGAACAAGGACACUGUUACUUGGUAGAUCUUCGUCUUGAUGAUGAAGGAGAAGAGUUUGAUGAGUGGCAUGCAAGCCCUGUUGAAUUGGUAAAUCCUUUAUCACAUGAUAUGCCACAGCUGAGGAACUCUGCAAGGACAAAUGGCACUCAUUUAGCAAUUGAGAUAGGAAGUAUGCUGCCUUUUUUUGUUUUUUUCAUAGCACACUUUUUUCCCUUCUGUCACCAGGCAAGUUUUCUUUCAAGCUGAUGUCAUUCCCCCAAGUAGCAGCAGCACGGGGGAUAACAUCCUCCUUGAUCUCCAUAAUUCUUCAGAUGAUACUCAGCCUCAUUCAAUGAUUGCUAAUUAUUGCACUGAAUUCCUGUGCCUCUUAUUAGGUUUUAUUUGUCAGACAUCAGUGUUUUGUCUUUGUUCCCUGGCUUGCUCGUUAAUACAGUUAAACCUCCAGUAACAGCUACCUCUCCACAAUGGCCACCCCUCUACAUUGGCCACUUUUUUUGUCCUGGGGGACAGUCCAUACAUUGAUUCUUGUUUAGACCUCUCUACAAUGGCAAUGGCCACUAAAUCACAUCCGCAACUGCCAAAAUUACCUCUCAACAAUGGCCACUUUUUUCAUGGACUGAUGAAAAAGUCAAGAAUGGUCAUGAAAGUUGAUUUGUAUGGCACCUUGAUGAUUAAUCGCGGCAAUCGUAUUUUGAUUGUGUUCCAUUUGUACUGCUGCAGUAAGCAUAACUGGUCUUUGAUACUUAUAGCAAAUGUUGCGAACAUUGCUCGUUUAGCCAUGUUAACGUUUUUACUUUUUUGUGUAUUUUACUUCCAUAUAUUACAUAUGAUUGGAUUACAUGUAUCAUUAGGAGAUACAGUAAACAUAAACAUAGCACAAUAAACAUGUUGUUCUCCCUAAAAAAAUUUGGUCAUACAGUCAAACCUCUUUAAUAUAGCACCAAUGGGACCGAACCAAGUGUCCGCUUUACAGAGGUGUCCUCAUUAUAGAGGUAGGGAAUGUAUGAUUUUUGGCAUUUCUGGGACCAAGCGAACUGACCGUAAUAAAGAGGUGUCCGUAAGGAGAGGUUAGAUUGUAUUACACUUCUUCAUCCCCAUAAUGGCCACAACAGCCACUUUCUUCUGUCUCUAAGGUGGCCAUUGUGGAGGGGUUCAAACUGUAGAAUUUUUUUUGCCACCGUUGUCUUGCAUUUAUAUUUCCAGGUUUUUGUCAUGUUUUUGGACGCUUUUCUUAUGUUAAGUGUGACUUUACUGAGAUGAAGAGUUUUUCUUCAGGUAAUAGAUUAUUAUGUUUGUUGUUUAUGCAUAUCCUUUUUCAGGUCAUAAGAAUUUUCUCUGCUUUUCAAGAUAAGUUAGAACAGAAUUACAUAGUCAAAGUGUUUGUAAGCACAGUAGAGGAAAAAUCACUUGGGUUUCAAGAGGUAGUGUCUUUUGCAUGGAAUGGCUUGAGUAGAAACAAAAGGGUUGUUGCAAAAAAUUUACCUGUUCAUUCUGUUGUGCAGUUAAAUGACUCUAUGUAAUAGUGUUUUAUCUCUGGCAACAUGCAGGUGGCCCAAGGACUUCUUUUGUAGAUGGAAAUAUUCCUUUUCAGCACAACACAUUUGAGUACCCAAGCUUGAGAUCUUGAAUAUUGUAUUGUAUGAAAUUGUGUUGGCAGUAGCAACUGAUGUCUGGUUUCACCCAUCAGCUGAAUUCAAACAGGUCUGAAUGCACUGCCAUUAAUUUUGGGUUUAAUUUUCUGUUUUGGACAUGCAGGUGAAGUGUUUGUGACUGCUGUCAAGUAUAUUAGGCAGACAAGCUCCUUGAUAGUAGGAUUCAACUUUGCUUGCUUUCAGAUGUGGAAUAUGGAAACCCUCACGCAUGUGUAAGUCUUGCCAUGUUAAUAAACUAUGUUAGACCACUUGAUAUUUCUUUAGCUAACAGUUCAUUUUCAUUGCAGUUUUUCAUAGAAACUAUGUAGAAGGACGACAUGCAUGAAGAAAUAAUAAUAUUAUUGUGAGUCUUUCUAAUAAAGAUGAUUCUUUUGUGUUCAGGUACAGCAGUCAGAUUGAUCAGUACUGUUCAGCAGUGACGCACUUCAUGUACCAGGUAAGGAAAUAACAUUUAACACUUUCAGUAAUAACAAAAAAUGUCAUAAGCUAAAUCUCUACAUGUAUUUUGUUUAGAAUAAUAUCUCCUGGUUUAAUGUUCUGGGUUCAAAUCCCACUCUGCAAAGGAGAUUAACCUGAGAAAACAGGUACAUUUUGCGAUGCCAUGACUGGUUUCUCUGUGAUAUGAUAUCUGCGAAACGAGCGCAGAAAUUCCAUACUGAUGACAUGUCACUGCCCAGAUCUGGGUAGUGAUUCUGAUUGCCUUGUUGUGGACGAAAUUUGCUUCAACCAAUCAGAAGCAUUACCCAGAUCUUGGAAGUGAUGCGUCAUCCAUACAGAAUUUGAUAUGUGCCUUUUCUUGUAUCUCAUUUUGUGGGGAAAUUAGAGGUGUUGUCACAAAAUGUCAGCUGUUUUCUCAGGCCACUGGCUUGAUUUGUUUCUCAGUAACAACAAGGCAGUUCAACUCCUUUCUCGUACUUGUAAAUAAGCAACUGCUUCAUUUCUAAUUUAAACUUUGUAUGAUUAUUUUUAGUUUAUUGUUUCAUUCAUUUGCUCAGCUCCAUUAGCUUUUGCACUUAUGAUAAUGUACAUUCUUGAUGGUAGAACUAAUAUUAAAGGCUGGUAUUAUUACUAUUAAUAGGAGCCAGAGAAUGACCCACGCUACUGCUGCUACUUGUGGGUUGCCCGAGGCCCUCUUGUCCCCGAGAACUGCCCAGAGACACCCGCUACUCUUACUUUAUACCAACUGGUUUUUGCCUCCAGAGAUAUGCUCCCAGGGUAUGGAAUUGUUUACAAGGUAAGAUAGCAGGAAAGGUUCUUUCCUUUUACAUUUGUAAAAACUCCAAGUUUGUUCCAAAUCCAAUAAAAUAAUGUUAAAUGUGCAGACCUUUAAGUUUAUUGGUUUACAAGUGGAAUUUAAGUAAAUGUAACAGAGGCAAGUCAUGAAUUCAAAAAUGUUUUUUUUAAUAUUCGAUAAAUGCCAAUUUUCUAUAAAUUAGACACUCUGCCACGACCUUAGCGGGCAUCCAGUGGUCAAUCCCAUAAGUGCAGGCUCACAUGGUUCGUGGUAGAUUUGUACACUGCUAGGAUCUGACAGUUCCUUGUUGGGCAUUUGUGCAGUGGUCUGUGGAGAGGUUCAUUUAGCAUCUUCCCCCCUCCCAUCCCUUAUUUUUGUUCCUUCCACUGUUUCAUCAUUAUGACGGGUGCUUGGAAUGGGGGCUCAUGGCUGGGUUGCAGGGAUUUACCAGCCAUAGGGGCAGUAUUCUAUCUAGGGGCUGGCAGUCCACAGUGGAAGCCCCUGGAUAUCCCAGGCACCCACCUUCCACAGAUACUUCUAGAUUAUAAAUCAGAAUGUAAUGCAGUAACAAAACAUUGCCUAAAUAGAGCAUGGGUUUUACUGUUUUGAGAAGUAAAGCAGUUUCACAUAAAUUUGCGACAAACAACAUCAGCCUCCAGUAGGAAACUAUAUGCAUACAAGACGUCAAUGGGAAACUCAAAAUUCAAUGUUUCGGAUGCCAGUACACUGUUUUUUUCCCGACUUUUGAAGGGCUCAAAACAUGGUUCGAGCUAUCAAGUGUAAAAUUAUAUAUAAAUGAUCUGAGGGGAAACAUAAAUGACUUCGAGUUAGCAAGAGGUUCGAGUUAUCGAGGGUUCGAGUUACCAAGGGUAAAAUUACAGUAAAUUUAUGACGGAAAUCCAGGGGAAUUCGAUUUUUGUUUGAGUUUGUGAGGGUUUGAGUUAUCGGAAGUCAACUGUACAUGUAUUACAACCUUACUUCAUAAUUAUAAUUAACCAAUAUUAGUUUUUUCCCACCAGGAACUGAGUGGUGUUGGUCGUAGAUUUGAACAUCAACUAACUGCUGAUGCUCAUCAUCUAGUUGAUGCAACCUCUGUUGGAAGCAAAAUUAUUUGCUGCUAUACAUUAGGUGAUCAGACUGCUGUGUUGUUUCUUUUUUUGGCACAAUAUUAUUUUAAUAAGUGGUCUGUUUGUGUCAUCUUAUCAAGGAGACCUGACAGUCUUGUUGCACCUCUGAUUGUUCUCCAUCUAAACUCACUGUUAUUAAAUUCAAAACCAAUAGAGUACUUAAGUGUGACGUCAUAAAAAUGAAAUUUCUGAAAUUAUGGGAUUUGUCAGGAUAUUCUGAAAGAACAACGUCCAAGAGACCUACUUGCCAAAAAUGAGCAUUUUGGGACAAAUUGUCUCUGAGAUCGCAGCCCAGUUAUGCUUAGAAAACUCCAUACAAACCCUUCUAAAUUGUUUUGGGUCGACCCCAAAAAAAUUAGAAGGGUUUGUAUGGAGUUUUCUGAGUAUAACCAGCUAACAUCUCAGGGACAAUUUGCCCCGAAAUGCUCAUUUUUGGUAAGUAGGCCUCUUGGACAUUGUUCUUUCAGAGUAUCCUGACAAAUCCCAUAAUUUCAGAAAUUUCAUUUUUUUGAAGUCAUCACUUAAGUACUCUAUUAAAGCUGAUGCUACAAAUAUCUUAGACCGAAAAAAUGAUUAAGAGUAAAUUAGACUGGCAGUAACUUAAACAGCUAUCUGUAGCACUCGACAAAAUAUUUGAGCAAGCAAAGUUGCAUGAUAAAUUUAGGGAGUUGAUGGGGACAUUGAGUGUGUUUUUUCAUUUUUAUUAUAUUUAUUUAUUUAUUUUUGCCAUGUGAAGUGUACAAAGAAAGAAAGAAAAAAUACACUAUAGAAAAAAAGUGGCAAGGAAGCCCUAAAUAGAAACCACAAGGCUUAUAACGUGAGGCUUCCUCGAUUACAAUUAACUCCUGAUGGCUACACAUGUACAGCUAUGACAAUUAAUUUCAAAAGAGUAGUAAACAAGUAACGAUCCGUGUGUAAAUUAAUAAAUACUAAAAUUACGGCAAACAUAUAUUACAAACGACAAAUAUUGUAAUCAGAGGACAGGUAAACUUCUAUUAUAAAGAAACUAUUCAAUUCUUCUUGACUAAUAGCUGUUAACAAUAUAAUUUUUCAGAUUGAUUUUAAAGAAAGAAAGAGAGAUUGAGUUACAAAUGUCAUUAUCUAUAAGGAAUUAAAGUAUUUAGGACCCUGGUAACUUACAGAAAAUUGUCUAGUGUUUGUUCUACAGAAGAGUAACUUAAAAGCAUCAGCAUUUCUAAUCCUAAUGGGUAAAAGUGAGUGUUUAUAGUAAUACAUAAAUUUGCCUAAUUCUAGUAAAUGAAUAACAUGAUCAAAGUAGGGUUGCUGAUACUUUUGCUUUUUUUGUUAAACUAACCAGGAGAGUAACAACAACAUUAAGAAACCUCAUUCAAUGCUUCUUUUUGUUGCAGAAAAAGAUGGCAGCUCAAAUGACAGCCCAAGAAUGGAUGAAGGUGUGUAUUUGGCUCGCUACAGUUGUACCGUGCAUGAGUCUCAAUUAAGAUGAUAGGUUUGACGUUAUCAUUUUCUUUGUGUAUUUAAUAUAUAUAAUGGAACAUUUUAUUCAAACAAGGGAAUGUUUGCAGUGACUAUCAUCAUCAAAGUUGAACCUUCAAAAAUUAUUGGUGUCCGAUGUCUGGUGACACAUGUACACCUCAACUGUCCAUAAACGGCUUUAUGGAUACAUCUCCCUUGUACAUUUGCACAAUUUGUCAUGUUAUUACUUUCUUGCCUAGCUUGUCUGGGAAAUCUAAAACACUAUCAAAACUAACACUCCUGUGCUACUAUCUUACAGUUGAUCAUGUGAGGGAUCUUACUUUAGCUGUGUGUGUUUGGGAGGCACCAUCUCAUGAUCUGCAUUCCAAGCCCACAUGUCAUCUUGGUAUUUUUGAUAUUAACUGUUGGUAUCAUUCUCAAAUGCCACCUUCCAUUAGGUAAGGGUUGCCACUAAUAACCUGAGUAACCAUUAUGAUAGGAAAACUCUAAAGAUAACGAUUACAUCAUAAAUAUACUUUGUACAGGCACUUCUGAAGAGACUUAUUACCUUUUUUGUAAGGGCUCUUGUUGAUCGUUACUCAUUAUCAAACAUGGAGAGCCCAACUUUCAAAGUUUGAUGUUUUGGCUAGUUUUUCGUUCUGAUGAUUGCCAAGAAGUUGUUAAUGUACUGAAGUAACAACUAACAAGUAACAUUGUUUUUAAUAGCUACACCGGUUAAGUGGAUUAUACAAGUGAAAUACUGGUUUGUAAUGUAGAACGUGAGUUAAAGUAGGUGUAUGGUUUGGGACUAAACAUUAUGACAUUGUCAUUUGUUUUUUGUUUGUUUGCUUUAUGAAUUUUCAGAGAUGCCAUGUUUGGCAGUAAAGAUCCCACUUGCCCUUUCUUUGCUUUCUUCUCUCUGGCGGACAUUUUAGAUGCUGCAUCACCUGAUGGAAUAGUGGUAGGUUUUUUAGCAGAGUGAAACAAAUAACAGCUUUGUACACAAUUUGUAAGACUCAUGUUGGCUUGCUGCCACCUGAACUGUGCACAGAAAUGAUUCAGAAUUUUUUCGUUAUUGUUAUCAUUUUAGUUUACUAAAUGAACUAUUUACUAGUAAUUUCCCUAAGCUACUCUAGCUAGGCAACCAUACCAGAGACGUUAUGCUCAUAUACCUUCCUUAAAACAAUACCAUUUGAGUGUACCUGGAACUGUGUAACAAAUAAUAUAAUUGAUACUAGAGAUAUUCUGCAGUUUUAAAUGAAAAAUAUUAUAGUAGUAUUGCAUGUGAUAAUAGUAUUAUAGGAGACUCUUACAAAUUACUGUAAAUUUUGUUGUAACUCUAUGUGUUUUUUUUUUAUUUCAAGGAUAUCUUUGUGGAAGUCAAAUCUCUUUCCAGCUUCAUGUCAGUUGCUGGGUCAACACUGGAGCAGCACCUCUGGCCAUCAUCUGUCAAGUUUGGUAAGAACUGUUAAUUUAUGUUAUUUUUUUCCUGUUUGAGUUGUCUAACAUCUUAUUAUGUUCACUAUUUUAGAUACAUGUUGCUUAAUGGAAACUGGAGUAGUUCAUUCAAAGUUCCUAGGAGUCCAACGUCAGGUAACUAUUUUUGGUUGAGAAAAUACAGUUCUCCUGUAGGCGACCACCUCCCAUAAGCGUUCACCUUCCUAAAACACCAAAAAAUAAUGUUCUCAGUCAAAACCUUAUACUGGAACCUCUUGUAAACGACCACCUCCGUUAAGUGACCACGACCAUUUUUUUGGCUGACAGUUUAAGAAUUUUCUUUUGUUUGCAACCUUCAGUAAGCAACCAUUUGACACAUGGUCUUACUAAACAGUGAAAUAAAAAGGAAUUUAAAAAGGAAUUUAUUCUUUGGCUGUCAUUAUUGUCUAUGCAUCUAUUACUGUGUUUAUUAGUUUGAUCUACGUUGGUAUAUCUACAAUACUAACCAUUUCUCUUGAGAAAAAGACUCAGAUUUCCAGGUUUCAGUUUAAGAAGUUAAGUUUUUGUCACACGUUCUAGAGGCAUUUCUGCACUAAGUAAAAUUUUUUUACCACAAAUUUAAAACGUGCAUUAUCUAAUUAAUUCCACUUCCAUAAAUGAACUGUCACAUAGAAUAGCUAAUCAUUUUGUCAAUAAUACUACCAAUAUUUGGCAGGGGAAAGUAAGCUUUCAAUAUUUUUUAGAAUAAAUUAAUAUGCCAUUCCAUGCUAGGUUGAAUUUUAAAAACUCUGCCCUUGUGGUCUGACUCUCAUAAGCAACCACCUCCCAUAAGCGACUACCAAGCCUUUGCAUUUUGGGUGGUCGCUUUGGAGGUUUGACUGUAUAAUAAAUAUAGAAAAUAAAAUUGAGGCCAUCUUCAUUUUGAUGUGUCAGCUUGGGUAGAUAAUACUUAAUAAUAAUAAUAAAUUGUAAGUAUAUAACCAUUGUUGUUGGUAAUGAUUAUUGUCUUUGUGAUGUUUUAGAUUCUUGCUAACAUGAGCAAACUAGGAGUGAGCUGUCUCUCUGAUGCUCAUGAGUAUUUCAAUAUGUGCUAUGUUGCUGGACUUCUUCCAAGGAAUUUUGAUCUUUCCAAAGAAAGAUCUGUGAGUACUGUGUUUCUGCCUUUUUCAUUUCAAAUGUGACAAUUUUUUGGAUUAGUGUUGUAUUUUUCGCUAAUAUUGUAUUGAUAUUGAAAAUGACCAUUGUUGUGGGUUACAUUUCUAUUGUCUAAUUCAUUUUUUGCAGUUUCACAUUGAUGCUGUCUUUUCAGUUGCCUUAGAACAUGGCUUGUUGACAUUAAUAAUAUCUUGUAUACAGAAACUUGGAGUCGGAAGUAAGAACAAUGCAAUUUUUUCUCCACAUCCAUUGUAUGCCAAACAUGGUAGAUACAUAAUGUCCAUAACUACUGUAAUAGGUAACCUUCAAUAAUAAUAUUAAUAUUAGCUAUCCCUCAAUUUUAGAAUUUACGUGAUUUUUAUUUACUUUACCUAUUGUCUCAAUUCAGAUUUCUUUAAAGUUGUCAAUAUAUUUUCUUUCUUACUCUUCUUGUGAUGACUUACCAAUUCCAGUUAUUUUCAUAAUCUGUGGUGAUUUACUAUUCUUACCUUUCUUACCUUUUUAGUACUCCUGUACAUGAUUCCUUUCUAUGCCUGGAAAUGGAGCCAUCACUAAAAGCUUCGCAAUAGGCUCUAUAACAUGCAACUUUAAAACAAAACUGCCCAGAAUCAUGAACUGAAUGUAAUAUUUUCAGUCAUCACUCAAACAUUAACAGGAAGAAUAACCAAAGACACCAGUAGUGAAUUUACUAACAGUGUUUCCAUGGGAUGACAUUUAUAAACUUACUGUUACAAAAUGUACCUGCGACUGUACAUGUAAAAAGUAAGUAUUCAGUACAGAUGUAAACUGAGAAAGUAUAUUUACGUUAUAUUUUGCCCUAAACUGUGCAUACUCAAAAUUUAUUCUGGGACCUCUUGAAAAUGGUAAAAUGUUGUAUAUGUGUUUUUGCAGUUGAGCAUGCAAAAUGUUUGUUUCUUCCAGAUUUGAGUCAUGCAGGUUGCAGUUUAAAGUUGAUAUUGGAUUGGGCUUGGGACCGUGUUGUGGAAAUCAAAGAUCACUUAGACCAACUUUGUAAGAACCUUAACACUCUUAAAUUGUGUAGCUAUUGACUUUGACACAUUUAAAAUAACUUCGGAGUUACAUAAUGUUACUAACAUAACUACUGUAUAUGGUACAACACCUAAGUAUUUUUUUUUUAAAUGAAUGCGUGUUUGUGCUUCAAGGGUUCCCUUGACUUGAUUUAUCAUAAUGUAUGCUUUAAAAUUUAGCAGUGGUUUAGGGAUCAAGACAAGCUUACUAGUAGUAUUUUUGGUGUUUUUUUUGUUGUUGAAGGCAUUCCACUAUUUGAUGGUGGCGGUGGUACCCCUGAUGACCAGAUGCUUUUGAUGUUAGACAAUCAGAAAGUACAACUGGCUCACUUAACAACUAUAUUCCAAGCUCUGAUAACCCAGUCAGUGCCUACUACUCAACAAGGUACUGUAGUUAUGAAUAGUUUCCAGCUCUUAAGGAUUAUUCUGCCUUAAUAGUAGGCCUGAGUGUGAAUGAAUGAAUUGAACUGAAGAAUUGCUGUUCACUUGUGGGGUCCUUUUUUUCACCAAAAUAUAAAUUUUUGCUAAAUAACUUUUUAGUUUUUAUUGUACUUUGUUUACUUUGUACUGUACUGGUUACAUGUAAAUACAGCUUAAGAUUUUGCUUUUUUCAGGUCUCAAAGAUUUAGAAGAAAAAUUCAAUGUUGUUGGUAUUAUUUCAUUGGUAGGUUGGCUUUUCUUUGUUCAAUCUUGAGGAAAACUCAAAACCUUUAAAAACUUUAGCUAAACCUUUAGUUUUUAGCUUAUGUGGCACUUCUGUUCUGCAAUCAGUUGAGAGGAUAGCGAAUAAUUGGAAGCAGUAAAGAAGCUUGUUCACCCAUUCAAAGAUUUACUCUGGUUGUGUGCUGUAUACAAAUGUUUGGUGCACACCCUUGCCUAAAGAUACCUUUGUCAAAUGGCAUUUUUAGUAAAGCAAUGGUAAGGUCAUGCAAUGUGUUGUUCUUUCAUUGUGUUUUUGCAGUAUUUGAGAGUUGUUGUUUGGCUUGUUGGUCAGGGAUUGUUACCAGAACAGUCAGGUAAACAUGCCUAGUGUGAUAAUAAUAUUAUUAUCACUAUUAGUGAGUUCACAUGAACUUUAUUUAAAAUUGAUUCAGUAAUCUAUCAAUAGCAAUUUUGUUUAUUGAAAGCCCAUUAUUUGAUUUCUUGAUUUAAUUCUUGAUUGCUGUUUUCAAAAGUAAGAUUGUGAUUCAUUUUUUUUUUUUCCAGAGGGCUCGACACCAACAACAAAAAGGUAAGUAUAAGUGAUACUAUUCAUAAUUUUUAGAACAGAAAAGUGUAUGAGAGAUAGUUCAUGUAUGGAUCCUGUGAGUUAACGUUUUAGUAAAACUCUUCAGAAUAUUGCUUUUCUUCCUCUCUAGUACACUUUACAUCUGUUUCACUUCCAAGCAUUAAGAAUAAUUUAUUUUUAUAAUUUCAGAAGCCAUUGUUAUCCUGCUGCAUCUCUUACUCGUGUUUGUCAAAGCAGAAGAACAGACUUGGAAAACUUAUGGAAGUAUGUGUGCAGGCACUAAGAUCUCUGUCUAGUGGUUUGUUAGGUUUGCCACGUACUAGUUUCCUCUUGUACAAAACCAAAAUACCUCUCCAGUGAACUAAAGGAUCUCAUGACAUCACUGAAGGAACAGGGAUACAUGAACUGUUACCAAAAAGACACCAUUUCUCAUGCAUUUCAAUGUGUUUCUAACAAAUCUUUACAAGACUGUGUUGGAAAGUAGGGACUGUCUGACAUGAAUGUGGUGAUGUUUGGAUGGAAUGUUUUAUAAAUCUCAAGUCACAGUAGGGAAGAAUAUUAAAAUGCAUGGUUUACACCCAAUAUUCUGACAAUCAUAAGCAUUAGAAGAUGAAUAAUUAUUUAUUAGUAUAUACACACUCAGUGAUCUUGGUGAUUUAAGCAAUCCAAUUGGUUCGCUAUCUCAGACAAUUCAACAAUAUUCACCUCCUAGCGAGUGGAUAAUGUGUGAGUUCAGUGUUUUUCCCAUUUUUUUAGAGAGUGAUCUUUUUAAAAGUCGACAAAAUCCUAGGGUUGACUUUUUUCUAGGCAAGAAAAGACUUCGAAGGAUUCAACACGGCGUUUUUUCAUUUACUGUGGCUGAGUUUUAUGCUUGAUGGAUUGUUUACAACUCCCAUUUAUUCCGUACAAGUUUCAUAAACUUGGUGUUUCCUAACAAGAAAAAUUUGGCCCAAAAUCGAAGUAUAUUUUAUGACAAACAAAUUUGAAAGCAAAUGUUUGCAGAAAUUCUUUGUUUCAAGUAAAUAGGAAAAAUAAUACUACAGGAAGAUAACGUCUUACCUCGAGCAACUGAGCCGCCAUUUUUAUCAGCACUUCAUGCGAAGAACGACACAACAAACCCUUUUAGCUAUAAACUUGGUGAGUCAACAGAAAACAGCAAAGCUCUACUUUUCUUCUCAAACUUUUAACGGUUCCAUUUAAGCCAUUACGCUGUUGUCUGCAAAGUGAUCAACUUGUGAAUUGCUUUGUUUGAAAAUUCUGCAAAGAUCUAUUUUUAAACUUUCACCUGAUUUGAUCCAUCAAUCGAAUCAUACUUUUUAAUGGUUUCCUCUCUGAUUUUGUUGCGAUCACUUCGUGUGUAGAUACUAAAACAAUUAUUCUUUUCAAUCCUGGUGAAUAGUGGCUUUAGGAAUAUUUACCUUGCCACUUUGCGGCUCGGUAAAUAUAUAGCCACUAUUCACCUUGAUAUCAAAGAAUAAUAUUAUUGUUAAUUAUCAUCAUAUGGACUUCAGCAUACACCGUAUAUGAUUUCAUCCCUUUCUUUACAUCUUUUAUCCUUUCAGUAAGAUGUAUAUGUGUGGGUGCACAUGCGCCAUCGUAGGUUGUUCCUCUUAAAAUGUUUUCCAAUUUUUGCUGCAGUAGUUACUGUAGUUGAAACCAAUAAUAAUUGUGGAAUUGCGCACAUUUUAGGUAUCAAACUCAUGAACAGUUAUAACAUACUGAUAUUUCUGGCAGCAACAAUUUGCAGUCUGUCCCAUUCUAAUUAGUGUUAAUAGCAUUUUUUUGUAUUUGCCGCAGCGAGCCAGGAUCUGUGGGCCUUAUGGUAGACAAACUUACGGCACAGCUUGGUAACCAAGCAUUGAGCCUGUGGUUUGCUAAGGCAGAAAUUCAGCAAUAUCCACCCAGUAGUUUGCAUGUGGGUAUUUUAGCACUUAGAUAACCCAACUCUUCCAUUGUUUGUAUUUUAUUUGAUAAAUUGUUCCAAACACAAGUGGAAUUAGCCUGCGAACUGCAGACGUUUCUCCUUGCUAAUCGCCACUAAGGGAUGUUUCGCGAGGAGGAACAUCUGCGACUCAGCGACAGAAAUUCCAUACUGAUGACGUAAAUCAAUGUUUACAGAAUAAAUCCGGUAGUCAUGGGGUUCCAAAUGUAAACUGGUUCAAUCUUGCGUUUCUCCUGGUCGAUUUUGGAAAAGUGUUGCGUUUAUCUGUGGAUGAGCACCAGCAAAACUCAAAUGCUUCUUCUAGAGAAGACUAUAUUCCAAAAGUAUUGACUGUUUUGUUAGAGUUUCAUCACGUUUACAUUUGACCUUUGGCACCUUUUGUCUUUUGUCUGUCAUUCGUAAACAAUAGCUAGAACAAUGAAACUACUCCGUCGACCAGUUAGCGCUUCUGACUGGAUUCCACACACAAUUUUGCGUCAUCAGUAUGGAAUUUCUGUCGCCAAGUGGCAGACGUUCCUCCUCGCGAAACGUCUCUCAGCAGCGAUGCGUGAGGAGAAACGUCUGCCAUUCGCAGGCUAAAGUAGAGUCAUAAGCUAUUUUUAAUAGUAAAUGUAUAUUAAGUUGCAUUCAUUACACUGUACUGUAUCAGGACGUCUCAAUAUUGUCAAUAGUGCUGGGCCAAUCACCAUAAAGUGUUACUGUAUAACACAUUAGACAUGUAUUUGAAUUUCCUUUUUCUUGUUUUCUUUAUGUAAUGUGAUGUGAUCAUUUUUGUUUGUUUCUACAGGGACUCUGCAGUCUGUAUUUAAUUGACAAAGUCCAUCCCUCUUUGAAGCACUGUAUUGUAUCCUUAAAGAAAUCCAAUAGUAUGUCUAAUAUUUGAGUUAGUAUUUAAACUAUUAUGACAAAUCAACUAAGCUAUGAUUUGUGCAUACAGACAAACUGUGUACACUGUGUGCAAGUACACUCUAUGUGCUGAUUAUUGAACUUAUUGUUGGUAUAUUCUCAAACAAUGUUGUCAACUCUUAACAUAACAAAGGUGUGCUAUUUGCUACUUGACUUGAGUUUCCUGGAUGCCGAACUUGAAAGAAAUGAAGUAAGAAUGUGGCUGUUUUGUUUGUCUUCAUGGUGUGAACUUUCCAGUAGGACCUACUAUUUCCUUUAAGAAGGUGAUUUUAAUCACCAUAUUUAGUCACAGCCUGAGAAAGAAAGAGGGCUUUUUUGAAACCACAUUUUCUUCCUCUUAAGGCUCAACUUGCAAAUUAACAAAAUGUUUAUUUAGUUUCAUUUUGACUUUGUACAUGAAAGAGGAUACUAUGCAUUUCAGUUCACAAAACUGUAGCACAAGUUUUACAAUGUACGAAGGCUAUGUUUGAAACUGCAUAUAGGAAAUCAUUAUGUGAUUGAACCUGAUUGGUACAUUUGGAUUUCUUAAACAAGGUGACAACAAAAUUUGCUGAAGAAUUCAACAUGCCAGAGGGAUUAAGAAGACUUGUACAAGGAUUUUGGCUUCUUGAUCACCAGUACUUUGAGGUACAGCUACUUUUAAAGUGAAGCUCCUUUGCUUGAAAGCUGAUAAUUUAUUAUUUUAUUUGUUUGCCUCAGUAACUUUUUAAGAUAAGGGAUGAUCUCUCAUUCACUGCAAAGCAAGCACUACUGUUUGUAUAGGUAAUAGCAUGUUUUGUAGUGAUAUUUGGUAUAAAUACCACGAGUGAUAUUUCAAAAUUGUUAUACGUAAUUUGAGACAAUUUUGAAGUAUCACGAGUGGUAUUUAUACCAAAUAUCACAUUCAAAUCCUGCUAUUAUUUGUUUAUUCUACUACCCGUAAUAGGUUUGUAAUUUUCACAUGUAGGUAUUUCAAAUUAAGCUGAAAUACCACUGCUCUAAGCCAAUUAAAUUGCAAAAAUUUCUCAUGUAGUAGUAUAAGGAUUGUAAUUUUCACUUGUAGAGUGCAGUAGCAGUGUUAGUUGAUCCGGUGGUAAACACUGAAGUGGGUACCUGGCAAAGGAGCUUUAUUAUCAAGACAUUGCUUGCUCAAGGUAACAGUAGUGACCAGCGAAGCUAUGGUUUCUUUCCCUAUUGACCAGCAUUUCCCUGUCAUGAAACUAACAAAAACAUUAAAUUGCAUGUAUGUUGUUUAGGGGAGUCACAAAGAGCCUUAUAUUUUAUGAAGAUUACACAUCCUCUUGUGCAGGACUUCAAUGAAGUGAGAUUAUACCUCACAGUUUUGUUAGCCAAUGGGUAAGGUUACUUUAUAGUGUUUGUGUUUAUGUUCAGAUUCUAACUGUUCAGCACUUGGUUCUCCUACACAUUAUUAUAGACAAGACAAGGACAAGUCUCUUGCUUUGUAGGCAAGUAACUACAACCGAUAAGCAAUAUCAAAAAAUAAAAAAGAGAAUAUACAUUAAUCUUAUUUUGAACUUCAAUCAUAGCGCCAAUUGAAGGUUUGUUUUUGUCAAAAAAUGCACAACUUGUUUAAAAUUUCCAGUUAUGACAUCCGUAAAACCAUAGGCGCAGUUUCUAUGCUGUACCCUACAUAACGCUUUUUAAUAAAAUUGUUCUGUGUGUUUGAUUUUUUUCUUCAGUAAAGUCACAGAGGCAUUCAGAUUUCAGGUAAAGUUGUACAUUUGUUUCAAAAAAUAAUAAUUGAAGCUCUCUGUUAUAUCGUCGCAAGUGACAAUUUACUCUUGAAAUUAUAGCUAAUUUUUGAGACUCAUCAGAGACACGGACUAAACAUUUUUUACCCUUUAAUACUUAAAACUUGUUUUACCAUAUUCUCAUGAACUCACUUCACAUUUUUCUCCUUUCUUUUUUCAGAAGCGUCAUCAAAACCUGGCAAAAAGCAAAGAGUUGUUGUACCAUUUUUUCAGGGGCUGUCAGCAAAGUAAGCAAGCUCAAUAAGUUCAUUCUUAUCAAAUCUAAAUGUAAGUUUUUAAUAUAGAUGUAUAAACAUUUUUGGGACGUUAUUCACGACACGGUCACUAAAUUUAAUGGGAUAAGCUUUGUCCACAAGUCAUUAAGCAUUUUAGAAGUGUCUCUGAUUGUAUGCAAAUUCUUACAUCGUUGAGUGGCAAAAUGUUUGCAAAAUUGGCUGGUUUUAAAAUAAACGGGUUCCGAACUCAACAUCAGCGACGAACUUUUCAUCGCAUAAAUACUCAAUGCAAGUUACUUAAUGAUCUGAUAUAAGAGGCUUUUGUUUUUAUUUUUGGUUUGGUUUUCCCAACAGCUCAGAACAUGAACAAAUUGUUACAGCUUUCUCUAGACUGUGCUGAAGAGGUCUGUGAUUAUUCAAAGCAGGUUGUAGAUAUUUUAAUUGCUCUCAUUAGAAGGAAAUCAUAUGGUCUUUCCUGGUGAUCAAUGGAACGAAAUUGAAGGCUUUGUGUACUGUCAUGUUUUUCGUGUCUCCGCAGGAAUUCUUGGUGAAAUUUCUUCAGGACGAAUCUGCCUUAUCAUCUAAAGAACUUCUUGUAAUGCAUUACCUUCAAAGAGGUCGUUACGUAGAGGGGAUAAGGCUCAACGAGCUUUUGAAAAAGGAAAAUGCGGUGUGUAUUUUUAAUGCAUAUUUUUUUUCAAUGACAUCAAUUGUAACGUAUUGUGCAUUCAAGUAAGGGAGUAAUGUUUUCUUGUUAUUUCGAAGAGUCAGCAAGAUGAGAAAGCCAAAGUGAGAAAUGCUCUGGUUGAUGCGUACUAUAGAUGUUUGCCAAAAGUUCAACGCAAACUUGUAUUUGGACCUGACAAGCGUCUGUCCCAGCAAGCCAUAAGCUUAACUGAAGGUUUGUUUUCUGCUUCUCCUCAUAUUUGAGGUCUCAUCCGUCUCUUUUCCUGAACAAAGAUAAUAUGCAUGAGAUCUACUUAGCUGUAAAAUUGAGCUCCUUGUCAGAAUUAACACUCUUCCUCAUGUAAAGCGGUGAGAUAGCUUUCAGUAUUGUCUUUUAAAAUUGGUACUGGUUUCUGGACAGAACCUAAGAACACGUGUCACCUCUAUUGCGUAACUUAUCGUUUCUGUUAUUUUGCUAGUUAAUUAACCACAAAUUUCCAAGCGUCAACUGUUAAUUAUAUAAUAUUGUUGUUGCGUUACUUUAUUUGUGUGUGUUGACAGUUGCUCGACCCAAACCCCUGUCAACUGUUGUACACAAAGUGGACACAGGGCGCCCAUUGUCUCGUGCAGUGAUCCUGAACUCAGCCAUGGAUAAAGUUCAAGAAAUAAGGUGACACUAAGUGCUUAGUUCCAUCCUAUGUGUCCGUGGUGUGUCAUGCUUCACUCUGGCUGGUUUGGUUUCACAGAUAACAUGAACAUCCAUUAUAUUGAAUACAGGACUCAAGAUAACGGUCGGUCAACGGACAAUUUCCGGCCAGAAUGGCAACGUGACUGGCCAAAAACUUCACUCGCCGGCCAUGUUGACCGGUCUUUCAUACUCUCAUUCUUGAACAAACAGCCAAAUCCUCACCUGUAAAUCUUAGACUUUUGUCCCUUUGUAAAAAUACAAAUAGAAUUUUACAGAAGGAUUAGUUUACUUUUAUUCCCGAUAUUUUGACCGGUCAGAAACGAGACUUGACCGAGCAAAAAUUUCUUUGGCCGGUCAUCGUGUCCGGUUACCAUCCGAAAAUGAUUUUGAGCCCUGCAUUGAUCUUUAUUGUUUUACUGAUUAAAAGCUUGUGAAAAAUUUAGACAAAAAAUAGGAACUAAAGACGCUGUGUUUAAAUCAAAACCUGGAGCUUCACCCAAUGGCUCAGAGCUUCUUCGAAGGACAGCACACUCCAAUAGUUUUUACAUGGAUAUAAUGGUUAUUUAAUCAGACUCCUUUGUAUAUGUAUUCUUAAUUUGUUGUAAGUAUAUGGUGGAAUUUAGAUUUCAAUGGUUGAUUUCUUUUGUUUCUUUGAUGUCAAGCAGAUUGACAGAAAAAUCAGACGGAGCACUCCAACAAGCUGAACCUUUUGUUUGUACUCCAGUUACACCUAAAGCUAAGAGUAGAUUGAGGUAAGUCGGUCAAGAGUUUUUGGUCAAAUAAAGUACAUUGAACUUAAAAAUGGUACUGGUAGUAAUCCUUCUGUACAAUCCUCUGUCAUUUUUUGUAGUGACUCAAACAAAGUUGGAGUUGUUUUUGCAUCUGUAACAAAACCAUCAUCUGAGAAUGUACUGGUAAUUGUAUAAUUUAUACUAUAAUAGCACAUUUUCACCUGUUACUAGUAACGUGAACAUCGUGACCAUUUCUUGAAAGACCUACUGUAGUACAGUAUACUACAGACUUGAAAUGAUUUCAUAAACAAAAGUGCUUACAAUGUGUUUAGCAACAACAUAGAACGAGAGCUGUAAGCAACAGAAGCUUUGUAGUGUUUAGUGUUGAUUAGCAGGCUGAAUUGUUAUUGGUAUGUUGUUUGUAGUCACCAAUGGCCUCUGCCAAGAAGGUAGCCUCGCCAACAUUCUUGGACAAGAGAAGGUAAUUUUCUUAUUAGUUUACGUGAUUCAUACUGGUAUUCAAGCAUUUUACUAUAACCAGUUAAUCGUUUGAGAUAAUUCUGUUUCCACAGUGUUCUGGAAAUACGUUGUAGUCCUUGCACAAGCAUGCUACCCGCAAGCGUGACACUCUUGAAAUACCACUGUUUAAAACGGCUACUGGUCAACAAACAUUUAGUCACAGAGCUGUUAACAUGUGGAACAACUUAGAUGACAAUUUAACAGCCUGUUUCUCCUAAGACUUUUUUAAAACUUAAUGAAGGGCCAUUUACUUUCUAAACAAUAAUUUUGAUAUGCUAUAUUACCUUUAUUUUUUAUUUUUUUUCUUGUAAGUAGUGACUGAAAAACUCCAAGGGAAGUUAUCAUUAAAGUACCACUUGUUAAUACUAUUGUAGUGUGUAGAAAGCAAACUCUAAACUCGAGUCAAGAUCUUAUUCACAGCAUCACUUUGUUGAAUAUAUGAAUCUCCAGCGUAUUUUUUGUGACUCGCUAUCAAUAAACUUUGUUAACCACUUGAAAAAAGCAUGUAUAUUAAUUAAUCUGAUACAUUUUGUAUUCUUGGGAAAAUUACCUUUUAAAAUGGUAAAAAGUACAGAGAAUUAUUGCUCUUGAUUGUGUUCAAAAACCUUUUUGUGUUUAGAGUUCCAGAACUGUUCCCUAUCAAACUUUGCAUUACUGAGCGACCCUGGGCUCAAUAGUAGGUUGAGUUAGCUGUCAGUUUUUUUCUUAGCUCAUGUUCUUUGUGUGGAUAUCCACUGUUUGUUUUAUCAGGCGGCAGUUUUUCUCAGGUGCUGAAGCCUUGUCUCUGUUAGCAACGCCACCUGUUGUCAAGGUUCAGCCGGUAAGUUCAUUAGCUUUACCAGAAGCGUGAUAACCUCGCCUGUUUCCCUAAUUCCAUUGUUAGCCUUCAGUAUUUAGGAAAAGCCCUUUUGGGGAGUUCUUGUGCCUUUCAUGCUUCCGUUUCAUUCAUUCAAAAUUUCUGUCAUUUCACGCGCGACACUCCAUGCGUAGAAUUUAAGGAGUUAACGAAAUAUCCCUCUGUGUCCGGUUCUGUUCAGAGAGGUUUGUUUUCGAUUGAGGAGUCUGCAUACAGUUGAUUAGGGAGCUGGUGUGCUGUUGAAAGGUUUUAGAAGUUGACAUGGGGCCGCUCUGUUUGUGGUCAGGUAGUUUUUUUGUAAACACGGGUUCUAAUCAAACCAUCAAUAUAUAAUGGCAGUAGCAUUUACAAAUACAGCUAUUUUGGUGUAGGGUGUUGGGAUAAAGUACUACGAAGAGCACUCAGUUACCAGGUUACACGUUCAUUUUAAAUCAGUUUAGUCAGUGACAGUUUUUCAUAAACUUUGUUUUUCAAUCUGGCUAAAACAGAUGACUCCUGGUUCUUCUGUAAAUAAAUCAGAGGCAGUCAAUAUUGCAACACCACAAUCGAUCUUGAAGGUAAGAAUAUUAUGAAGAACAGCCGAUAAAUUUGUGUGAGUUUGAACGCAAGGAAAGCCAGGUAUUAAUCGUUUGUUAAAAAUUUAUCGAAGAUUUUUAGAAGUUGGUUAAAAUGAGCGUUAUAUAAAAUUCACCUAAUAAAAAAGACAUUUCUAUUGUAAGUAAACCCUUGUCUCUUUAGUCUCACCAAUGCUCCAACUACGUGACGUCAAGUAAUUUACUUAAUGGAUCAAUAUUUAUUAAGCGUUUACGUACUUGUUAAAGAAUCCCUGGAAGGAACAUAAUUCAGAAGUGCCUCCUUUCGCUAGCUUCUAAUCCUGCAGAACAGGCGUUAUUUUCUCGUUUUUAGGCGAACGAAGGAAAGUGCGAAGCGGGCGUGAAGCGUGGAUAUUACCUUUUCUGUCUCCCAGAAUCAAGGAUUAUGUUUAUUCAUUUUGUUUUAAUAUAUUGCAGAUUACUCGAGUGAUCAGGCGAACUUCGCCCCAGCAGUCUCCUUCAUCAUCUCCUCCAACCACCAGACAUGGUUCCUCCGACCAGCUGUCGAGACCUGCGGCGGAAUCUCACGGUAUGUACAGAGUUAGUCUCAGUUUCAAUCCUUAGUGUCUGAAAAGGCAGCUUGAACCAGUAAUGCACGUAUUAUCUUUCAGGAGCAAGUGCCAUCACAGAGAGGGAGGAAAGUGCCACACCAAGCAGACGUAUAAGGUGAGAUCGCCAAAAAGAAAAAGAAAAAAAACACUCUUCAGUUACUUACAGUGGCCUUGAUGAGCGCGACACUAAUCUCUUUUAUUCAAUUUAUUUGUACGUUCGUCCUUGUACGUGCACAUGGUUUAAAUGUUUAUUUUUUUGCCCUUAGAUUUGCUUGUGAAAGUGCAGCGGCCUCUCCCUCAAGGUAACAAACCUUUCAUUGAUAUGAUUACUUUUGCAGCAGCUGGAGAGAAGUUAAGUUUUAAUGAUCUCCAUGUAAGCAAAAUCGCUAAAUACCUAAAGAGAGCGCUAAGCAGUGAGUGCGUGAAUAUAUUUUCGGCCAAAGUGUCUUAGUGAUCUUGUUAUCUCUGUGCACUCGUUCUGAAGCUUCCAGCCUUGAAACUUUUAUUUUCAUGUGCGCUUGAAUGGAUGAAUAAUAAUAGUUAUGCAUUGAGUUUUAGUUUACUCGGGGUCUUGAUGUGGAGUCAGCCAUCAUCUUUACCUUCAAUUGUCGUCCUUUUAAGAUACACAUUACAAGUCCCGUGAUGACUGUUAAUUUGUUUAUCAUGUGUUUCAGCCCAGCUAAGCAGGCUGAAUAUAACCCCACCGGUGUUUCAUUUGAAGACACAACCGACGCUUUACCCAGUCACGUGAUAACAGAGACUGGUGCUAUGGAAGUCAGUAGUGAUCAACAGACAACGUUGUUAAGGACUGCUGCUUCACAACAGGACACUCAAGGUAGCGGGCAACACUCACUCUCCAGUCACUGAGGGCGUGGGGUACUCUAUUAUGAUUUCGAUGAUGAUGAUGAUGAUGAUGAUGAUUAUUAUUAUUGUUAUUUUUAUUCCACAUGAAAGUAAGCAUAUUACAGAACUCAAAGUUUGAAAUAGCGAAUAGUUGCAGUCCCUGAACGGUGUGAACGUGAAGCAAGGGAAAAAAAUAAUGAAUACGCACGUCAACGAUGUACUUUAACUUAAAUUGUUAGAGACUUAUCAAACAGCCUGACCCUUGUGAAUUUUUGUAAAUCUUUUAGUGAAUCUCAGCACUGAACCGGAAGAGGAUGCAAAUGAAUCUGAGUCAGAGGUGCAGAUAACUGCAGCUGUUAUGGACAUAACAGGUGAUGACAGUGAUAUUGAAGAAGCGGUGGCUCGUGAUGCUGACGAUUAUAGCAGUUACGAACUCGAUGAUAGCGACGAAGUGCUUGGUAAGUAGGCGGUCUGAACGCCUCUUCAGGCAAACGUGGAACCGCUAGAGGUUAAGAAUUCUUUUUCACUAAAUGUUCCUUUUGGCAAUUGUUAAUUGUUUUGAAAUUUUGUGGUAUAUUUAGAUGCUGACAGCGAGGAUGAAAGUACAAAAGAAGAGUCAUCAGUUGAACUUGAGCCACAGAUAAAAAGCGUUACUGCACCUGACACCUCCGCUAAGUAUGUGCCGUCAUAAUGUUGAUUUUUUGCACUGAAUAUUUUCAGAUUUGGUUGCCAGUGGUUAGCACAUUCAUGGUGUGUGUGUCUAACUAUUUUUCCCCUGGUUGUGUAAGUUAAGUAUCAAACGCUACUAAAAAACACAAAUGUGGGUUUAUCUUACACUAUGUAUUUGAGUCCUAUUGCCUCGUCGUAGUUAGUGUAGAAUGGGACAGUAUUAUUAUAUGAGGGAAUGAGUCACGCAAGAUAUAUAUUAAUUAUUUAUUUUGAGUCAAAAUUUUUUAUCAACACCUAAGUAAAAGUAUUUUUGUUUUUUCAACAAUUCUUUCAUUUGUUAUAUUUGUGUCUUUAGGCUUUCUCCUGUGACUGAAAAUGACCAGCCGUCAGCGGCAGAUAAGGUAACGCCAAGUCGUACAUUUGCUAAAUAAAUCUAUUUUUUUUUAUCUCUUGUAUAUCAAUAUUUCUUUGUGCCAAAGUUGACAAUGUGGCCUAUUCUACGUUUUCUGGGACAAAAUUAGGAACGUUAUUUUGAGGUGUUGUCGCUUUGUACAUUUCAGUCGCCAAGUCCUCAGCCCAAAGUAAAAGAACCCGCUUCCCCUACCAGCAUCAGUCCAUCAGCUACUGCAUUAUCAGAUCCAAUAAUCAACACACUUUCACCUCCAACAUCAUCCAACAGCAGUCCGCCGAAGCAACCAUCAUUAUCUGAAUCGGAAGCCACGCCACAGACGACGCACGAUGCACCUUUAGACACCAUUGAAACACAGGUGGAAACUACUGACUUUUCGUACACGUUUUCACCGCCAGCUAUUCUUCAAACGCCUCCUAGACAAGAAAAAUCAACGUUUUCUUCAGCACAGGCGCAAACCACGCCCUCGUUAGAGUUCAUCUUCUCUCCACCCCUGACUCGCUCCAUGGCCAGGCGAAGAUCUUCUGGAUUGACUCCAGUAGCUCAAAGCUAUACCAGGUAACGUCUGCUAUUCAGACCUGAGUACAAAACAACUUACAGCUAGUACGUUUACUGCUUUUUUGCUCUUAGAUAUUAAGCUCCACUUGAAUGCACUAAAACUCUUUGUCUUAAUUUCAGGGAACAGACCGGCAAACCGCGCACCCCACACCAGUCUCCUUCUGAAAGCCCAAUAUCAUUUGUCUCCCCAGUCCCUCAACCUGGCCAGUCACCACGGGGUUCUCGGAAAAAGGUUGUACGAGUUCCUGUUCAUUCAAUGACGCUGAGGGCAAGAAAAUGUCCGGGAAGAACAACACGUGCUGCCAAACUACCCCACACGAAACUGUAG
Messenger RNA from Porites lobata, 24577 nucleotides. Lineage: Eukaryota; Metazoa; Cnidaria; Anthozoa; Scleractinia; Poritidae. The record is from the annotation of a GenBank genome assembly.